Molecule: messenger RNA, 869 nt
Organism: Brassica napus (rape)
Lineage: Eukaryota; Viridiplantae; Streptophyta; Magnoliopsida; Brassicales; Brassicaceae
Product: heavy metal-associated isoprenylated plant protein 21
Exons: 3
Coding region: 241-690 (149 amino acids)
Molecular function (GO): metal ion binding
Source: RefSeq, a predicted model, not a curated record
AAUAGACCAGUAAUAUUUUUGAAGAAAGCCUAUAUAACAUGGAAUCUUGAAUGCAUGUCACGUUACUCUCUUCUCCUUCUCUAUAUAAGAAAGGCUCUUUCUUCUUCUCUCCCAAUAUAUAUAUAUAUAUACACACGCUCACUCAUACACAUAAACAAACCCAAACAAACACAUAAAAUAUAUACAUUGAUACCCAUUUGAUCAUUUAUUAAUACAUAGUUUUUUUUGGCGAAGAAAGGAAUGGGUGCAUUUGAUUAUAUCUCUAGCUUCUGUUCUUAUACAUACUCUAAUGCCAAAACCAAGCGUAAGCCAUUGCAGACGGUGGAUAUCAAGGUGAAAAUGGACUGUGAUGGUUGUGAAAGAAGAGUUAGAAACGUGGUUCGUCGCAUGAAAGGCGUGAAAUCGGUGGAGGUAAACCGGAAACAGAGCCGGAUAACGGUGAACGGUCACGUGGAUCCAAACAAGGUGUUGAAAAGAGUGAAGAGCACAGGGAAGAAGGCAGAGUUUUGGCCUUACAUACCUCAGCAUAUGGUCUACUACCCAUUUGACACUGGCAUGUACGACAAACGUGCCCCCGCAGGCCACAUCCGCAACCCCACACAAGCGUUUCCAGCUGCAAACACACCUGGUGAGAACUACGUUUCACUCUUCAGUGACGACAACGUCCAGGCCGCUUGUUCCAUCAUGUGAAAUGAAUUGUGCGAACAAAAUACAUAUAGUAUGUGUAUUUUUUUUUGUGUGAACGACACAUCUACUUUUGGUACUAUUCUCAUAAUAUAGUAAAAGGUAAUGUAGAAACUAUUGUAAUAAAUUGCAAUUUUGAGACGGGAUCAAGCUAAAAAUGAUAACGAGAAAAUAUUAUGUUGUUU